Molecule: messenger RNA, 234 nt
Organism: Soboliphyme baturini
Lineage: Eukaryota; Metazoa; Nematoda; Enoplea; Dioctophymatida; Soboliphymatidae
Source: the annotation of a GenBank genome assembly
AUGAGCGACGGUGAACUUAGUGAAAUGGUUGAGAGAGUUAGGGGAACCACUAGCGAGCAGACGGAUGGCCGAAUGGUCGGAUGGCCCGUCGGCCGGACAAAUGACCGUACGUACGUGAUUCAUGACGACUCCUACAACAACGACGACGACGUCGGUCGGUCGGUCGCUCGCCAACAGCAGGAGGAGGCACACGCUACAGUAGCAAACUACGGUCAGUGCGAAGUAGAGAGCUAG